AUGCGUUCCCGCCAAAUGAGCGGUGAAAGAUAAUGUCCGAUGAUCUCUAGAAAAGUUUGAAUACUGCAAACAAUCAACCGGUCUAGCUUAUAAGAUUUAUUAAAAAAAGUGUGCCUAUGAUAAAAUACCUAGUAGUAUGUUUUUAUACAAAUGAAAUUCUCAGCAGAAUAAUAUACUACGCCCUUGGAAUUUUUAAUCCUUACGUGAUCAAUAAUUUAAGUACUUAAGUAAUUACCUAUCUAAUAUCAUGUCAUUAUCAAAUGCAUUAUACACACAUAUUAUUUACCUACUCUACUUACGAUCCAAAUUAAUUUAAACCAGAAGCAAGUACGUAGAUAAAAACAACGGCGUAUGGACGUCUUCAAUUUAUAUCGUAAGUACUUAUCGUCGAAGCCCUCUACUUUGAGGAGAUAAUCAGGCGAAGAGGGGAGAACCGCAUUCCCGGUGACAAUAUUAACACGAUGAUUGCCGCCAGUCGCUCCCUAAUCGUUGCUCCGGCGUAACCCAAAUAUUUGACAGUUUUAUUAUUCUAAAUUCAGUUCUGUCUCAAAUUUGUGGCCAGUGGGUGCUGCUCACCAACUAUGCAGGCGCUCGUAUUUUUAAGUUUGGUGUGUGUGGUGGUUGGCAUGCAUGUGCGUGUGGGCCCGCAGAUGACGGAUGCUCAAUUGGAACAGACCUUAGCUGACCGACCGACAAUGCAACGCCACAUCAAAUGCGCGCUCGGAGACGGUCCUUGUGAUGCACUCGGCAGAAGAUUAAGAACCCUUGCACCGCUGGUAAUCCGUGGAACUUGCCCACAAUGUUCUAUCGAAGAAACGCGACAGAUUCGACGCACCCUAGCAUUCGUACAGAGAAACUAUCCGUGGGACUGGGCAAAGAUCAUCAAAUACGCAAUAGUGCUAAGUUGUGUGGUAGUAGCGUGCUUUGCGCAGGCGCAACGACCAGCAGUAUCCGACACAGCCCUGGAUGACGCUCUCCAAGACAAGCGGUUUAUUCAGAGACAACUGAAGUGUGCACUCGGAGAGGCACCCUGUGAUCCCAUCGGCAAGAGAUUAAAAACACUGGCGCCCCUAGUACUCCGCGGCGCCUGUCCACAGUGUACACCGCAAGAAACCAAACAAAUACAGCGCACUCUGUCGUACGUGCAACGAAACUUCCCUCAACAGUGGGCCAAAAUCGUUCGUCAAUACGCCGGCUAGUACCUAAGAAUCACAUGUCAACACAUGAUCGGGAUAAAAUCAUUAAUCAAGUGAUUUGUGCGCAUCUGUAAAAAACCUCCAUUCUUCAUGACACAAAUCACCAAUAUUCAGUCCAAAAAAUAGUUUAUGAUCAUAGUAUUUAUAACUUAAAACUAAAGAUCGAUUUUAAUGAUAAAUUUCUAUUGUGAUUUCUAAACGUUUUGAACGAUCACAAUUUUAUAAUUUUAAAUGAGCAUAAUGUAAAUUGACUUGUUUAGCAUAGGUCUACAUUUUAAUGUAAUAGCUAGGUUAUAUGGGUUUAAGGUACACUAAGUACUUACCUUGUAUCACAGCAUACUGAUCCACCUAAAUUAUAUUUUUGUUGUAUAAAUUAUGUUUCGAAUAAAAAUCUAAA
Molecule: messenger RNA, 1593 nt
Organism: Trichoplusia ni (cabbage looper)
Lineage: Eukaryota; Metazoa; Arthropoda; Insecta; Lepidoptera; Noctuidae
Gene: CSP16
Product: ejaculatory bulb-specific protein 3-like
Exons: 5
Coding region: 582-1199 (205 amino acids)
Source: RefSeq, a predicted model, not a curated record